Messenger RNA from Rosa rugosa (rugosa rose), 965 nucleotides. RefSeq names its product leucine-rich repeat protein 1-like. The record is from RefSeq and is a predicted model, not a curated record. NCBI's taxonomy places the organism in Eukaryota, Viridiplantae, Streptophyta, Magnoliopsida, Rosales, Rosaceae. Bases 160 to 816 code for a protein of 218 amino acids. Gene Ontology annotation, molecular function: protein binding. The transcript has 7 exons.
UGAUUCCUUGCUUCCUUGCUUUGUAGCAAUUUGCAAUUCUCUCUCUCUCUCUCUCAACUCAGUCCCUCUGUCUCUCUGAAUCUUUAAGGUCCAACUACUCCUGCUUUUAAGUUUCAACGACCCCAACUCGAUCAGAUCAAAGCUUUUACUCUUUUGCAAAUGGCGAUGUGGGCUCUGCUUCAUCUUCUCACCACCGCCCUCGUUUUCUCUUGGCCAUUGACACCCGCCACUGCAAACUUAGAAGGGGAUGCUCUCUUUGCUUUGAGAAGAGCUGUCAAGGACCCGAACAAUGUUCUCCAGAGCUGGGAUCCAACCCUGGUUGAUCCCUGCACUUGGUUUCACGUCACCUGCGACGGCGAUAAUCGAGUCACUCGACUAGACCUUGGAAAUGCAAACCUGGUCGGUAGUCUAGUACCUGAGCUGGGCAAGCUCGAACGCCUUCAAUAUCUGGAACUGUACAUGAACAACUUGACUGGUUCUAUACCAAAAGAGCUGGGAGGAUUGAAGAGCCUUGUGAGCUUGGAUCUCUACCACAACAACUUCACUGGGUCCAUCCCUUCCUCGCUUUCCAACCUCUCCAAUCUUAACUUCUUGCGGCUAAAUGGUAACAGACUGACCGGAACUAUACCGAGGAAACUUACAAAACUCGGAAGCCUCAAAAUCUUUGAUGUAUCCAACAACGAUUUAUGUGGUACCUUCCCAACCUCAGGCUCCUUCUCCAAGUUCUCAGAAGAAAGUUUCAAGAAUAACCCAAGAUUGGAAGGACCAGAGCUGAUGGGAUUUGUCAGAUACGAUAUUACAGGAAACUGCAAAUGAUGUGUACCACUCACUACCAGGAUGCAACAAAGUGUUGCCAAUUCCACCUCCAUAAUAAAAAAUCCCAACUAUAUUUAAAUGUAAACCUUUUGUUAUUCGGAAGCUUCUAAACAUCGUGUUUCAUCAAUAUAAAUCCUACAAUUUUGUAC